Molecule: messenger RNA, 939 nt
Organism: Drosophila yakuba
Lineage: Eukaryota; Metazoa; Arthropoda; Insecta; Diptera; Drosophilidae
Product: serine protease SP24D
Exons: 2
Coding region: 38-799 (253 amino acids)
Biological process (GO): proteolysis
Molecular function (GO): serine-type endopeptidase activity
Source: RefSeq, a predicted model, not a curated record
GGCAGUGAGCACUACUCUUCAGUUAGCUAGCUAAGUCAUGUUACCCAUCUGGACACUUCUACUUCUACUAGUUCUUUGUGCCGCCGGAGUUCUGGGCCACAACGACUCCGUGGUGGAGCCCCGCAUUGUGGGCGGCACCAAGGCGAACGAGGGUCAGUUUCCGCACCAGAUCUCACUUCGCCGACGUGGCAGUCACACCUGUGGUGGCUCCAUCAUCUCCAAGGAUUACGUGGUCACUGCGGCACAUUGCGUGAAGCAAGGCAACAAUGUAGCACCAGCUAACCAGCUGGAGAUUCAGGCGGGCAGCCUGCUCCUCUCCAGCGGCGGAGUUCGCGUUCCAGUGGCCACCGUCACCGUGCAUCCCAACUACAAAGGUAAUGGCUACGAUGUGGCCGUGUUGCGACUGCGCGAUUCGCUGGCCCUCAACUCCAACGUGGCCGCCAUCCAGCUGGCCAGCGAUGAUCCGCCCAACGAUGCCAACGUGGACAUCUCCGGCUGGGGUGCCAUCUCGCAGCGUGGACCGAUCUCCAACUCCCUGCUGUACGUGCAGGUGAAGGCGCUGUCGCGGGAAACGUGCCAGAGGAGGUACCUCCGCCAGCUGCCGGAGACCACCAUGUGCCUGCUGCAUCCCAAGGACAAGGGCGCCUGCUACGGCGACUCCGGCGGCCCGGCCACCUACCAGGGCAAGCUGGUCGGCCUGGCCAGCUUCGUGCUCGGCGGCUGCGGACGAGCUGCGCCCGAUGGCUACGAAAGGGUCUCCAAGCUGCGCACUUGGAUCGCCGCGAAGGCCAGCUUGUAAACUAAAAACUGGUAAAAAAAACUAUAUAUAUAUCCCAACUUUAUUUUUUUCUCAUGAACUUUAGCAACUUAGCAGAAUUAUAUGUUGUUAAAAGCGCUUAAAUCAAAUAAAAUAUUAUCAGCAAUGCACAGCUUUCUUAA